UGUAGAUACGCCCAUCCCCUCUCCUGAACACAGCAAUGGCGGCCUUCGCAGUUGCACGGAGAAGCUACGGUCUUCUGAGGGGACUUAAAGACUCCGUGAAGAGAUUGACACAGGUAAAGCAUGGUAUGGCCGCAGCUUCCGUGGCUCAAAGGAGCCUCCUACAGAACUGCCGAUUGUAUUCCAUCAGUCACCUCUCCGUUCAAGAACGAAUUGACCAGAAACGAAGGGCGGCGCUGGUAGGGGGAGGUCAAAAGAGGAUUGAUGCUCAGCACAAAAGGGGCAAACUGACAGCUCGUGAGAGAGUCGAUUUGCUCCUGGACCCCGACUCUUUUGUAGAGUACGACAUGUUUGUGGAGCACAGAUGCUCCGACUUCGGCAUGGAGGAGGACAGAAAUAAGUUCCCUGGUGACAGUGUUGUAACGGGCCAGGGAAGAAUCAACGGGAGGCUGGUGUACGUUUUCAGUCAGGAUUUCACAGUGUUUGGGGGCAGUUUGUCUGGUGCACAUGCCCAGAAGAUCUGUAAGAUCAUGGACCAGGCAAUGAUGGUUGGCGCACCAGUCAUCGGCCUGAAUGACUCCGGUGGAGCCAGGAUCCAGGAGGGGGUGGAGUCUCUGGCCGGAUAUGCUGAUAUCUUCCUAAGGAAUGUCAUGGCGUCAGGGGUGGUUCCCCAGAUCUCCAUGAUAAUGGGUCCUUGUGCCGGAGGGGCUGUCUACUCUCCUGCCCUGACAGACUUCACCUUCAUGGUCAAGGACACCUCAUACCUGUUUAUCACAGGACCAGAUGUGGUCAAGUCUGUCACCAAUGAGGAUGUGACUCAGGAGGAGCUGGGAGGAGCCAAGACUCACACUGCUGUGUCUGGUGUGGCCCACCGUGCCUUUGAGAAUGACAUCGAUGCUCUGCUCAAUCUCCGAGAUUUCUUCAACUUUCUGCCCCUCAGUAACAAAGACCUGCCCCCAGUGACCGAGUGCCACGACCCCAGCAACCGUUUGGUUCCUGGUCUGGACACCAUUGUUCCUCUGGAAACGACGAAAGCCUAUGACAUGCUGGACAUCAUCCAUGGGGUUGUGGACGAGCAGGACUUCUUUGAGAUCAUGCCGAGCUACGCCAAGAACAUUGUGGUGGGCUUUGCCCGCAUGAAUGGACGGACAGUGGGCAUUGUGGGAAACCAGCCUAAAGUGGCAUCAGGAUGUCUGGAUAUCAACUCGUCAGUUAAAGGGGCUCGCUUUGUACGCUUCUGUGAUGCUUUCAACAUCCCCAUCAUCACCUUUGUGGACGUGCCCGGGUUCCUGCCUGGCACUGCCCAGGAAUAUGGGGGCAUCAUCAGACACGGAGCCAAGCUUCUCUACGCCUUUGCUGAGGCCACCGUGCCCAAGAUCACCAUCAUCACCAGGAAGGCCUACGGAGGUGCGUAUGACGUGAUGAGCUCCAAGCACCUGAGAGGGGACCUGAACUAUGCCUGGCCCUCAGCAGAGGUGGCGGUCAUGGGGGCCAAGGGUGCAGUGCAGAUCAUCUUCAGAGGGAAGGAGAACCAGGCGGAGGCCGAGGCUGAAUACGUGGAGAAGUUUGCCAACCCCUUCCCUGCUGCAGUUAGAGGGUUUGUUGAUGACAUCAUUGAGCCGUCGACCACUCGCAGGAGGAUCUGUAGAGAUUUGGAAGUUUUGUCCAGCAAAAAGCAAACAAACCCCUGGAAAAAACAUGCAAACAUUCCUCUGUAAAACACUCACACCUGUGUGCCCCUGUUUAGAAUACACCCACAGAAUGGAUGCAGUGAACCUGAAAAUGCCAUACUGAGCAUACUGGUUAAAAUGGUUGACGGUUCUUCCAAAUCAUAUGGGACCCUGUCUGGCCUGUGUUGUUCAGAAAGUCCAUGUCCAUAGUCAUUGAGUGCUGUGCCUUCUCUCAGUGCUCCUUAUGCAAGUCCUGAUCUGCUCAUUGUCUGUGAAGAUCAGUGUUACUCCAAACUAAUUCCUGCUGUAUCUUCGAAUGACUAGUUUGAUAUGAAAACGUUUUUGAGUGACA
This is a messenger RNA of Hypomesus transpacificus, 2019 nucleotides long. It is a transcript of the gene pccb, whose product is annotated as propionyl-CoA carboxylase subunit beta. The transcript has 14 exons. The record is from RefSeq and is a predicted model, not a curated record. The coding region runs from base 36 to 1715 and encodes 559 amino acids. Gene Ontology annotation, molecular function: propionyl-CoA carboxylase activity. Gene Ontology annotation, cellular component: mitochondrion. Lineage: Eukaryota; Metazoa; Chordata; Actinopteri; Osmeriformes; Osmeridae.